UUCCCUACUCAAUUCUCUCAACUAUCUUCUUUUUCUUCAAUUUUCAAAAUCUAUCUUACUCUCUCUAGCUAUCUUAUUCUUCUAGCUACUUCUUUCUUACCUAAUACCUUCGAAACUUAUUUCUAAAAUUAUAUAGCAAAUAUUUAUAAUAUAUCAUGGCUUUAGAAGAAGAAACUUCCACCUUGGAGUUGAUAAGGCAACAUCUUCUUAAUGAUUUUGGUUCCAUGGACAGCUUCAUCAACAGCCUUAACAUGUGUACGGCCCAGAUAACCCAAAACCCUACUGAAUUUUCCUUCCCGGAAAAUAACGGUCAUAACCAAUCAUUCAAAGUUCCAAAGACAGAAACAACUAACGAUGAUGAUGAUGAUGAUUCUCAUAGUUUUGAGUUUCAAACUAAACCACAGUCAGUUACCGGCAACUACCCGAAACCGCCAAAACCCUCGAGUUUAAGCCAGCGCCGCCCUUCGAUCAACGUUGCCAUACCGCCGGCAACCUUAUGCUCUAAGUCUCCGGUGCCGGCGGCGGUAACGGUUCCAGCAACUUCGUCGACGUCGACUUGUACAAGUUCUGAUAACGCUUCUGACAGCAGGCAUUACCGGGGUGUAAGAAAGAGGCCGUGGGGGAAGUUCGCGGCCGAGAUUCGUGACCCUAACCGCCGUGGCUCGCGAGUAUGGCUCGGGACCUUUGACACCGCCAUCGAAGCUGCCAGAGCUUAUGACCGCGCUGCUUUUAGGAUGCGUGGGAGCAAAGCGAUCCUGAAUUUUCCUCUAGAGGCCGGCAGAUCGCCGAGGCCCGAGAGCACUGAUGCCCACGCGCCAACCAAUUGUGCUGAGAGGAAGAGGAGGAGACGAAGUGAUGGUGAGGUGGAGGAGGUGGUGAGAGAAGCGAAGGAGUUGAAGAAGGAAGAAUUAGAAACGCCGUCGACGGCAUUAACGGAGAACACGUCGUCUGAUCAGGAGGUGAACUCAUCAGGGAGUAACGGUAACGGUAACGGUAACGGUAACAGUGCAAUUGUACCUUUAACGCCGUCAAGUUGGACUUCAGUUUGGGACAGUCAAGACGUUAAGGGAAUUUUUACAGUGCCUCCGUUGUCACCCUUAUCUCCUCUCCCUUCUUUUGGAUAUUCUCAACUUAUGGUUAUCUGAAUCAAUAAUCUUUUAAUUAGCUGGUAAUUAAAUCAAAGCUAUCCACAACCCUUUUCACAACGGCUAAAAAAGUCAAAGGUUAAGUGGUUAGGGUUUUUGGUUUCUUGUUCUUUUUAAAAUGGGUGUAAAUAUACGUAUAUAUGAGUGGCACUGGCAUGUGCAUAUAGUAGUUCUUUUCGAUGAACUAUAUAUAUAUAGACAGCUACAGCUAGCUAUAAUAGGUACAAAAUGGCUGAUAUCUAUAGUGGACUAUGAUGUAAGCACAAUAUGGUUGAGAAUUGAAUUUGUUUAUUCGUUUAUUUUAAUAAUAUCUAUAAUAUAUUCAGUAUUUCCUAA
Humulus lupulus (European hop) is the source of this 1481-nucleotide messenger RNA. RefSeq names its product ethylene-responsive transcription factor ERF105-like. Gene Ontology annotation, biological process: regulation of DNA-templated transcription; ethylene-activated signaling pathway. The coding region runs from base 156 to 1145 and encodes 329 amino acids. The transcript has a single exon. Gene Ontology annotation, molecular function: DNA-binding transcription factor activity; DNA binding. NCBI's taxonomy places the organism in Eukaryota, Viridiplantae, Streptophyta, Magnoliopsida, Rosales, Cannabaceae. The record is from RefSeq and is a predicted model, not a curated record.